This is a messenger RNA of Metarhizium album ARSEF 1941, 1842 nucleotides long. Its product is annotated as Pyridine nucleotide-disulfide oxidoreductase, FAD/NAD(P)-binding domain protein. Bases 1 to 1842 code for a protein of 613 amino acids. NCBI's taxonomy places the organism in Eukaryota, Fungi, Ascomycota, Sordariomycetes, Hypocreales, Clavicipitaceae. The record is from RefSeq and is a predicted model, not a curated record. The transcript has 3 exons. Gene Ontology annotation, molecular function: monooxygenase activity; flavin adenine dinucleotide binding.
AUGUCUUCUCCGAUCCUUCUUACCGCCGAGGGGUUUCCCGAAUACCCCCCACGGACUGCUGUCCCGCCUCUUUGUCUCGACGCCUCAAUCUCCCGUGAAAGCAUCAACGCAGGCGAGGUGGUGAGCCGAUGGAUUGCAGCUCUGAGCCGGGCUAUAGACAAGAACGACGUCGCAGUUUUUGAAGGUCUGUUUGUGCAGGAAUCGUGGUGGCGCGACCUUGUGGCUCUGACCUGGAACAUAACCUCCAAGAACGGCCCGUCGGCCAUCAGCGCCUACGUGCUGGGGUCAGUUUCCGGGUUUGGAGGCAUCACUGUGAUAAAAACGCCCUCCUUAGCCCCAAGUCUACAGCAGUUGGGGUCUGCAACAUUCAUCCAGGCGGCAUUCGCCUUCACGACCAAGUUUGGCUCUGGACGAGGCAUGGUUCGCUUGGCCAACGUCGGACCUAAUGAGUGGAAGGCGUGGACCGCUUCCACGGAGCUGGAACAUCUAAAAGAGGCCCAAGAGGCGAAUGAGGACGGAUCCCGGCGCGUAAAUUGCCUUGAAAAUGGACAGAAAGAGCCAAUGUUGGACGAGCUGCAGGUUCUGGUCGUCGGCGGUGGGCAAUGCGGCGUGUUUCUCGCUGCUCAUCUUGAGCACAUGGGCCUUUCGUACUUGCUGGUAGACAAGAAUCCUAGGGUUGGUGACUCGUGGCGAAACCGAUAUGAGACUCUCAAGAUUCAUACGCCCUCCUCCAUGAACAGCUUCCCGUUCUUGCGGUUUCCUACCAGCUGGCCUAGAUACAUGACUAAACACCAGUAUGGCGAAUGGAUGGAGUGCUACAGCAGAAUCAUGAACCUCAAGAUACGCACCAACACCACAGUCAGGAGAGUGGUGCGCGAGGACGGGACGAGGUGCCAUCGAAUUGAGCUGGAGACAAAUGGCACUCUGUACACGAUCAAGGCCAAGCAUGUCGUCCUGUCGACAGGCCUACACAGUGACCAGCCGGUUCGGCUAGACAUACCGGGCCAGGAAGCCUUCCGGGGACAGAUAUACCACACAUGUCAGCACAAAUCGGCAUCCGAGGUGUCCAACCUCGCCAACAAGAGCGUCACCAUCGUCGGCGUAGGACCUAGCGCCCACGACAUAGCCCACGACUUUGUCACCAGCGGCGCUGGAAGCGUGUCCAUGAUCCAGCGCAGCCCCAACGUCUUCGUCACGCCGGAUUCUUUGGAGAAGUUCAUCCUACGUCUCUGGACUACUCGAAACGUAAGCACCGAGGACGCGGACCUCAUCGAUACUUCCAUGCCCAACGUGCUCGCGCUUACCUUGGCCGCUGGAAUGACGCCUCUCUGCGCACAAUUCGACAGAGAUCUCAUCAAGGGUUUAGAAGAGGCGGGCAUGGCCAUCAGGAAGGGCGAAGAUGGCAUCAGCUUGCUGGAUCAUCUGCUCCUAAAGUCCGGCCACCUAUACAUUGACCACGGCGCGGCCCAGAUGGUUGUGGACGGGAGAAUCAAGGUCCACAGGUCCAGCAAGGGACUUGAAUCGUUUUACGACCGCGGCAUUGAGCUUGCAGACGGCAGAAAGCUCGAGUCGGAUGUGAUUGUUCUGGCCACAGGCUGGGAGCGCAACGGCAACGUCGUCGAACGGCUCCUUGGCAAGGAUUUGGCCAACCAAGUCAACUCGCGGGAAUGGGGACAUCUUGAUGAAGAAUCCGAGCGCAAAGGGUGGUGGCGGCCCAGUGGCGUUUCGGGCAUUUGGUGCAUGUCUGGCGCCAUCAGCUCGGCUAGGCAGUUUUCGAAGGUACUCGCUUUGCAGAUUGACGCCGUCGAAAGGGGAUACAAUGACCAGUAUUAUGCGGUGUAG